AUGAAGUCUUCAAUUUUACGAGCAGUAUUUUUUGCUGUAUUCCUAUUACAGACAGUAUUGUCAGAAAACCGUACUAACAUUGAUGUCCAUGGCUAUUAUAUGUUGAAUAUUACUUCUAUGGGUCAAGCUUAUGAUUGUGAUUUUUAUGCUAAUAUGACAGUUCAUGAACAUUCAACGUUUAUAUUCAACAGUUAUAAUUUUCAUCUGUAUGGUGGCAGUACCUUUAUAAAUAAAGGUAUUUUUUACUCUCAAAAUUUAGGAGCUUAUCCCUGGUAUGAUCCAACUCAUAAUUCCGGUCUGAGUUUUAAACUUAAUGAAGGACAAACUACAGGGGGAAUCCACAAUACUGGCUUUUUUAUGUAUAAUGAUAAUACUACUAACUGUGGUCCACCUACUUAUACCAUACAUGGUAAUUUCUUCAUUAAUGAAGGAACUUUUAUUUUGGCAGGUUGUCAAGCCUGUGACGGUUCUACAAAUAUCAUUAAACCAUACGGAACUAAUGCAAUUUUUCACAAUACAGGUAUCCUUGCAUAUAUGCAAUAUUUUAUGACUGUCGGUGAUGCACCAAGUACAUAUUGGGGUUCUGAUUCAGCUUGUACUACUUCCGGGGUGGCUACUGUUAUCAACAAUGGAUCUCUUUGUUUGUUUAAUAACAACCCUGUAUAUCAAGGUUCCCAAUAUGCUGGAAAUGGAUGUAUUGAUAUUGGUAAUCAAAGUACAUUUUUUAUGAGGUGUGCUCAGUUGUUUGGCCUUGAUGGUAAUUUACAAACAUUUUACCUUAGCACAAAUACUUCAGUGUUGUAUUUUGAUAAUAUUGGAGUAUCCAAUGCCCCCGCCACUCCAUACCUUGUAAGUGGUUGGGGGAAUAAUAAUCAGAUUACUAUUCACAUUUCAGAUCCAGUUUGGAAUUACGAUGGUAAAACUUUAAGCAUAACAGCUGCAUCUGUUACAUAUCAGUUUAUCAUUGGUCCUGGAUAUGACUCGUCUUUGAUAAGUUGGAGUCAAGGUCCAUCCGGUAAUAAUUUAAGGGCAGGAGGCGCUCGUUUCGUAUACAAUGCCCCACCCCCAGAUAGCUCAAGGCCAAGCGUGUGUUUACCAUGUCCAACCGUCAUACCUAAAUUAUAUGAUAUAUUACAAGACCAACCUGAUUAUACGACAACUUUCACAACUACAAAAUCAGAUGGUUCAGUAGAAACUGACUCUGGAGUAGUCCACGUAACAAAUACCGACGGAACUAUCACUACAACUACUUCCUUAUUCCCAAAUGAAUAUACUACUACAUUCACCACCACUGAAUCUGAUGGGUUUGUUGCUACUGAUUCCGGGAUAGUAUUUGCAACUACUGAUAAAGACGAGUAUAUAGCAUUGGAUGAAGAUGUUGUGAAGUUACAAGAAUUGGAUGGACCAACAUUUGAGAUGACAGGAGGUGAUAUCACUGUUAAUGGCUUAUACCUUGAAGCAGAUAAAACCAAUGGUAUAUAUUUAGGUGAUACACCUUUCGGAGGAUGGCUGAUAGUGGAUGAUCCAAUUUUAUCAUUGAAAGGCUUUGGAACAGAAUUCUAUAUCUGUCCAGAAGAGGAAGUUCCUUUACAGCUUAUUCUGAUUGACUGUAACUGCUUUGUUGGUGAGUUACAUGUUCUGGAAGACGCACCUACCUCUAUCACCAAUGGAGCAACAGUGGCUUAUGUGGCAAGUGAAUGUAAUGCUGAAACUAUUUCUAUUUCAAUUGCGAUUGGAACUUCUUCUGAACCUUCACCCACUGCUACAUCUUCUACUGCCACUCCUACUGUAGCUACAAUAACUACAACAUAUAUCUCCAAUGAAGUUAUUACAAUCACCGAUUGUCCAGAAACUGUUACAGAUUGUCCAUUGAAUUCAAUCAGAACUACCACAAUUAUUCAUACACUUACAACUACCUAUUGCCCUGAAUCUGGAGUUACUUCUGUAGAAACUGGUACAACUUCAGACACUUAUACAACACCAAUUGUUAAUAGUAACAGCGUUGGUGAGGUUAGUACUGAAUGUGAUAGCAAUACAAAUAAUGAAUCUACUAUCGUAAACAAUUCUCAAACAAGCACCGAUUCUACUGUUGCAAACAAUGCUCCAACAAAUACUGUCAUCACUACACUGGAAGCUCAUUCAAGUAUUAAUUCCGUUGCUUCUUCUUCUACUUUACCAAGUCCUACGCCUAGCGUUUCAGUUGACGAAAGUGGAGCGCUGAGAAAAAAAUGGAAGAUUAUUUCUUCACUUCUUGCAUCAGUUAUACUCCUUGUUUUCGGUUAG
Messenger RNA from Scheffersomyces amazonensis, 2283 nucleotides. RefSeq lists its product as uncharacterized. Lineage: Eukaryota; Fungi; Ascomycota; Pichiomycetes; Serinales; Debaryomycetaceae. The coding region runs from base 1 to 2283 and encodes 760 amino acids. The transcript has 2 exons. The record is from RefSeq and is a predicted model, not a curated record.